AUGGUACUGAAAUCAUUGACAAAAGACAAUUUCCGAGAAAUCGCAAAGGAUUUUGAAGAAAAGUGGGACUUCCCCUACUGCAUUGGGGCUCUUGAUGGCAAACAUGUAUUAAUACAGGCUUUUCCGAAUAGUGGUUCUGAGAAGUUUAAUUGUAAGGGAACUCAUAGUUUAGUUUUCUUAGCGCUAUGCGAUGCUAACUACAAUUUUACAGUUGUGAACAUUGGAGCUUCAGGUCGUCAAAGCGAUGGUGUUAUUUUGAAAAAUUCAAAAUUUGGUAGUACAUUGGCGACAAAUAAGUUGCCAAUUCCCCCAAAGGAAGUUCUGUCGGGUUGUACAACACCGAUGCCAUACGUAAUCGUAGCUGAUGAAGCAUUCCCACUAACUUAA
Onthophagus taurus is the source of this 387-nucleotide messenger RNA. The record is from RefSeq and is a predicted model, not a curated record. Lineage: Eukaryota; Metazoa; Arthropoda; Insecta; Coleoptera; Scarabaeidae.